Messenger RNA from Ficedula albicollis (Collared flycatcher), 864 nucleotides. RefSeq names its product nucleolar protein 4. The transcript is spliced from 6 exons. Bases 85 to 864 code for a protein of 259 amino acids. The record is from RefSeq and is a predicted model, not a curated record. Lineage: Eukaryota; Metazoa; Chordata; Aves; Passeriformes; Muscicapidae.
UCUGCCCGUGUCUGUGUGCGUGUCCGUGUGUGUGUGUGUGUGCGCCCUGGCGUGUGCAUGUGUGCGUGUGUGUGUUAGGAGAUUAUGGAGAGCAGCGACCGGGACAUGUACCGCCAGUUUCAGGACUGGUGUCUCAGGACUUACGGGGACUCAGGAAAAACCAAGACGGUGACCCGUAAAAAAUACGACCGGAUCGUCCAGCUCCUGAACGGCUCCGAGUCGAGCUCCACGGAUAAUGCCAAAUUCAAAUUCUGGGUCAAAUCUAAAGGCUUCCAGCUCGGCAACUCGGACGAGGUCAGUGGUGGUGCUGGAGGAGGGAAGCAAGUGCUGUACGUGCCAGUCAAAACCACGGAUGGAGUAGGUGUAGAUGAGAAGCUGUCUUUACGGCGGGUGGCCGUCGUGGAAGAUUUCUUUGACAUUAUCUAUUCCAUGCAUGUUGAAACUGGGCCCAAUGGAGAACAAAUCAGAAAACAUGCUGGACAAAAGAGAACAUACAAAGCAAUUUCAGAGACCUAUGCCUUCCUACCGAGAGAAGCGGUGACACGAUUUCUAAUGAGCUGCUCAGAGUGCCAGAAAAGAAUGCAUUUAAACCCAGAUGGAGCGGAUCAUAAAGAUAAUGGAAAACCUCCAACUUUGGUGACCAGUAUGAUUGAUUACAACAUGCCCAUUACUAUGGCUUAUAUGAAACACAUGAAGCUGCAGCUACUAAACUCACAGCAAGAUGAGGAUGAAAGUUCUAUAGAAAGUGAUGAGUUUGAUAUGAGCGACUCAACUAGAAUGUCAGCUGUGAACUCUGACCUCAGCUCAAAUCUGGAGGAGAGAAUGCAAAGUCCUCAGAACCUCCAGGGCCAGCAGGAUGGAUGA